Messenger RNA from Tetrahymena thermophila SB210, 3216 nucleotides. RefSeq lists its product as hypothetical. The transcript has 2 exons. Lineage: Eukaryota; Ciliophora; Oligohymenophorea; Hymenostomatida; Tetrahymenidae. The record is from RefSeq and is a predicted model, not a curated record.
AUGAGUCAAAACAUGAUGGAGACCCUUUAGAAAAUGAUGAAUGCUCUGGAUUAGCUUACAAAAAACAGUGAAUCUCUAUCUUAAAAAAAGAUAGAUGAGUACUUACUAGUACUUUAAGGAAUAGUUAAAUAAUAGUUACCUUUGAAAAGCCCAUUCAUUAACAGAUUUUUUUAAGCAUUAUUAUAGACUUUGAUUACUCAUAAAAAAAGAAAUAAUUUAGAUGAAAACCAAAUAGAGUAGAUUUUAGAUAUCUAUAUAUCUAUGAUGAUACAAGAACAAUCAUAUGAUUUUAGUUUUAUUAAUAGUGAAGCCAUGUAUAUUAAUUUAGCAGCUGUUUUGAUUUAAUUCUGUUUAGAGUAAAUUAAAACUUCCUCAUCGAAAUCAAUAGUUAAGAAAUGCUUAGUUUUAGUUGCUGAAACAUGGUAAAAAUUUGAGAAGAAAAAAGAAGUUUAUCCAUAAAUUUGUUCAACUCUUUUUAAAAUACUGAAUAAUGAAUUUAAUAAUUAAGUGAAAAUGUCUAAAAGCAAAUACAUAGCCCUAAAUGUACUGGAUAUGACUAUGUUUGAUCUGUUUAGAGAUAAAAGAGUUCAAAGUAAAGAAAAUAAAAAAAGCGAAAAAAACUUAGAGAUAAAAAAUUUUGUAGUAGAUUUCAUGAAAAAUACUAAUUCUUCAAAAAUUAAGAUAGAUUAGAAUAAAUAGGAAGUUAGUUUUGAUCAUGUAGCAAUUAAUAAAAUCAAAGAUUUUAUCAAAGUGAUAAAUUAAAACAUCGAAAAAGCUAUGUAGUUUGGAAGCAAAAAGCUAUUUAAAUAAUUUGCUAGAUUUUGCAUUAGGUGUAUAGAGAUAAAUGCAUUUGAUUUGGAAACUUUGACAAAUAUUAUUCAAAUAUUUUUUUAUGUCGAUUAAGAUUAUGAUAAGUUAGAAUAAGCAAAAGAUCCUCAAAUAAAAUAAUCUAAAUACUUAGACAAAAGUAUCCCACUUAGGUAUAGAGCUUUGUAGGAAAAAAAAGACUUGUAUGAAAAUGAAUAGUUGAAUCCUAAGAUGAUUGAAUAGCUUACAAAGAAGUAUAGUAAAAGUGAGAUUAGUUUAUUGAUGGAAAAUCUAAAAUAGACAAUGCUAAUUGAAAUUAAAAGACUUCCUCACUUGGUGACUGAACUUAUGGAGGAAAAGUAUUAAAAAACACUGAGAAAAUUAUAUAGAAUAUUUGAGAUUUCAAAAGAAACGAAUACAGAUUGCUUCUUGCACAAUGAAAAAUAACUGAUUUGUGACAGUAUAGAGAAAUCUUUGAAAUUUAAAUUCAACUUAAAAAUAAAAUUAAUGGAAAAUUCUCAAAGUGUAAUUCCACUUAAAGAAAUAGAUUUAAAAAAUCCUAUUGAUGAGAAAGAAUUAAGAGACAUGAAUAAUAUUUAUAAAAAAAUAAAAACUUACUUAAUUGUGCAAUCUCUCCCUAUUGCCAAUUAUAAAGAAGACAUACUCAAAGAAGUCAACAGAAUACUUUAUUCCUUAAACAAGGAAGUGUCUAUUUUUAUAUUCGAGCAUUUUUAUUCUAAUUUAGUUUAAAUUGAUUAUGAAAAGUAUUUAUUAGAAGGUUCUGUUUCAUCUAACUUGUUAGCAACUCUUUGCCAAUACCACUAUAUCUUACAAUAAUUAACAAUCUGUAAUUUUUAGGCAAAUUUAGCUAAUUCCUCAAAAAAAUAAGAUACCUUUUAACUUUCUACAUAAGCUUUUAUUGGUGGCUGCUUUCAUGAAUAAAUUGCUCUGCAAGAAAAGAAUUUUUCAGUAGGAUCUAAAAUUCACUUUUAGCAGUAUUUUGAUCAUCUCAUGGUUUUGGAUUUUUAUGAAAACUUUGAAAUAAAAUCAGAAGACAUAGAAACAUUGUAAAUUUUGGCAAUUGAAAAUGCUUACUAUUGCUAUAAAUUGAUUGAAAAUAAUUAUCAAAAUACAUUAAGAUUACUAACUUUUUUAUUGAAAAAGCACUCAAUAGAUAACUACUCAAUCAGAUAACUAACUGAAUUAUUAAUAUCUACUUUAUGCUAUGAGCAAUAAAAAAAUUAGUAGAGCCAAGAGAUAAUCACUUAGAAAUAAAACUAAGGAAUUAAAGAUUUUAUUUAAAUUUAUUCUAGCAGUAUAGUAUAAAGGAGUUUAGUACAAAUAAGAUAAAUUGACAUGUUGUAAGAUAAAGAAGGUCCUUUUAGAAUUAUGGAUUAACUAUUUGUAAAAUUUUAGGGCUUUCACUAUCUUUCGAAUGAGGUAGAAAAUGUUAUAUCAACUCUAAACAAAUGUUAUGACAGAUUUUAUAUAAGAAGUGAUCACUCAUUUAUCAGACUCUAUUUAGAGUUUUUUGCUUCCUUCAUUAAAUUUUGGAAUGAAAAUACAGAAUUGAAAUAAUUGACAUUGGAAGAAAUUAAAAAAAAGAAAGAAGAAUACAAAAAGUAUAGCGAUGAUUCUAAUUCUAAUAGUGAAUAGUAUAAAUAAGAUAAAGAAGAAUCUAAUAUGAAUGAUUUCCUUCUAGGUAGCAAUGAAGAUGAAGAAAAUAAAAAAUUAAGAAUGGGAAAUAUUGUUAGACAUCUAUUGAUAAGAAUUAAAGGGCUAGUUACUUCUAAAUAAAAGAUUAGUUCUGUGAUGACGUUAUAAAUUUUGUAAAGUAGCUUGAAAAUACUUUAUAAGUAAAAAUAAGAAAGAGAGAAUGACAAUGUUAAUUUUAGCACAAACGAUCCAGAAAAUAUUCACAUUCCUGAUUCAUUAGGGCCGAUAUUGCAUGAGUUUGAAGGAAGUUUCUUUUAUAUCUUAAAAGAUUGUGCUUUGGAGUCAUCUCAAUAUUUGGCUAGUGGAUUAUAAGUAAUAAAUAUUUAUGUCAGAAUUUUAGAUUUCACAGAGGCUUAGUAUGCUUUUUUGAUGGUAAACAAUGUCAGAAAGAAUUUAGCUCCACUUUUGCUUAAUAUUUUAAAAAUUUAUACAGUUGAUUUUAAAAAUUCGAUUAGAGGCAAGUUAAGUAAGGCUAUAGUGCAAUUUUUUGUUGGAUAUAUUUCCAGAAGGUCAGAUGAAAAAUUCCUUAGAUCAGAAGAUAGCGCUGAAGACGACAAAAUAAUUGACGAUUUAAAGAAUUUUAAAUAAGGCUUAAUUAAAUUUUUAAAAGAAAGCAAAGGCAACGAGUCAGUGAGCAAGAUUUAUGUAGAUAUAAAUCAAGAAAUUUAUAAUAUGCUAGAUGAAAUAGUUUGA